GUAAACAAUCACAUUUUUUCGGGAAGACUUUCUUCGAGUUGGGUGAAGAUCAUUUGGCAGUUAUUUUGCGGCCGCCGAUCGGCCAAGAUCUUUUUGACCGAGACCCGAUUAUGUGAACCUUCGGCUGAUACUCAGCGAAUAGAACGCGGUGCAGUACAUCUUCUGCAGUGUUUUCAAUAAAUUUAUGUGAACAACAAACGUGAUUGAUUGCCCUCUCAAAAUAGGAGCACGGUUACGUAUAGCAACGGGAGUCUAAUUUUACGAAUGUGAUCAUUUCAAUAUUGCCACAAAGGUGUUCGGUCAACGGGAUUUCGAGUGGGAUGGAUAAUUGCCGAGGACGGCUGGCGGUGACCCUUGUCAUCGCGAUUGCUUUUCUGGUGACGGUGACCCACGCGUUGCAGGGUUCCGCCCUGGAGGAAGCACGGUUGCAGCGGGAGAACAUGGUACGGAAGUAUCUGAAAAAGUUGAAAAAGGAGGAUGGCGCCAUUAAACUGGUUGGCGGACGGGGUGAUUUUGAGGGUAAUGUAGAAAUUUUUCAUGACGGCAAAUGGGGCGCGGUGUGCGAUGACGAGUGGGAUUCAUCCGAGGCGGAAGUUGUUUGUCGGCAGCUAGGCUUUCCUGGCCACAUCAAGGCGACCCACAGUGGCCACUUUGGAAAAGCGAAACGGAAGUUUUGGAUGGACAAUAUGUUCUGUGGCGGUAAGGAGGCAGAACUGGCACAUUGUCACUUUGAUGGAUGGGGUCACAGCGAUUGUGAAGCAAGCGAAUCGGCCGGAGUAAUUUGCAAAGCGGAUGAUGCAGGAGAACCAAGCACAACUGCCAAGCCAAUUCCGGAAAAGUUUAGACCAAAAAAGGGUCUACUGAUGAAGGACUUGGAAGUACGGUUGGCUGGCGGAAGAAUUCCCAAUGAAGGUCGAGUAGAGGUCCGCUUCGCCGGCAGUGGAACCGCUUGGGGAACGAUUUGCGCAGACGGAUGGUCACUACUCGAGGGCAACGUUGUGUGCCGGCAGCUGGGUUUAGGCUAUGCAAACGAUGCCGCCCAGACGGAUUUCUUCGGUGGCUCGAACCGGAGUGAGAUUUUACUCAGCGGUACGGAAUGUUACGGUAAUGAAACCUCCCUGAGUGAUUGUCUGCACCACGAGGUUGGGUGGCAUAGCAGCUGCAGCGAGCUGGGGACGCACGUGGCAGCGGUGACUUGCGUGGAAAAGAUGGCCGAUUUGGCCUUUGACCAUGUGGAAUUGGAACAGUCACUGCACCUGGAGGACCGAUUGAUGUAUUUGCUGCAAUGUGCUAUGGAGGAGAACUGUGUGGCCUCACAGGCUUAUGAGAUCCAACGAGACAACCCGAAUUGGCAUCUGGAAACGAGGCGGCUGAUGAAAUUUACUGCCCGGACGGUGAAUAUAGGCACGGCGGAUUUCCGCCCCAACAUUCCGAAACACCUGUGGGAGUGGCAUCUGUGUCAUAUGCACUACCACAGCAUGGAGGUGUUUGCCGCGUUCGAUAUUUACGACAGCAAAGGGGUGAAAGUGGCCGAGGGUCACAAAGCAUCAUUUUGUUUAGAGGAUAACCAGUGCCUUCCGGGAACGGAACCCAAAUAUGCCUGUGCCAAUUUCGGUGAUCAAGGAGUAUCCGUGAACUGCGCCGACAUCUACCGGCAUAACCUCGACUGCCAAUGGGUCGAUAUCAGCGAGCUGGACUUUGGCCUGUACACCCUGAGGGUGGCCAUUAAUCCCGAAUUUAAGGUGGCGGAAAUGAACUACGACAAUAAUGCAGCCGUAUGCAGCCUGCUCUACACGGAAACCUACGCUCGGGCGUUCGAUUGCAAAAUCACGCGACCCUAACCCUAUGCCGAUACCACCCGAUCGGGUCAGCAGGUGGCUCCGGAGCACAAAAACAUGUUGGUCGUGGAAUAAACUUGCGCUAUACCGUGCGGUCGGCGCUGUGUCUGCUUCUUCA
Molecule: messenger RNA, 1956 nt
Organism: Armigeres subalbatus
Lineage: Eukaryota; Metazoa; Arthropoda; Insecta; Diptera; Culicidae
Gene: Loxl2
Product: lysyl oxidase homolog 2B
Exons: 6
Coding region: 321-1841 (506 amino acids)
Biological process (GO): peptidyl-lysine oxidation
Cellular component (GO): membrane
Molecular function (GO): copper ion binding; protein-lysine 6-oxidase activity
Source: RefSeq, a predicted model, not a curated record